Messenger RNA from Hemisphaericaspora subhashii, 3051 nucleotides. It is a transcript of the gene NGS1, whose product is annotated as Ngs1p. Gene Ontology annotation, biological process: peptidoglycan turnover; carbohydrate metabolic process. Lineage: Eukaryota; Fungi; Ascomycota; Pichiomycetes; Serinales; Debaryomycetaceae. Gene Ontology annotation, molecular function: hydrolase activity, hydrolyzing O-glycosyl compounds; acyltransferase activity, transferring groups other than amino-acyl groups. The transcript has a single exon. Bases 1 to 3051 code for a protein of 1016 amino acids. The record is from RefSeq and is a predicted model, not a curated record.
AUGAACUCCGGACAAAACUCACCGCCAUUUCAUGUUGGCCAAUUAUUAUGUGGAGGAUUCCAAGGUACAACUGUAACUCCACAAGCUUAUCAUUUGAUAGUGGAACAUAAGGUAUCAUCAAUGAUAUUAUCUCGUAAGAAUGCAGUUAGUGCAGAGCAGAUGUCUAAAUUGAUUAAAGAUUUACAAUACAUUGCUUUCAGUCAGGGGAAUUACAAAUAUCCAAUCUUGUUUGCCAUUGAUGAAGAAGGUGGAAUGAUGAAUUCAUUAUUUGACCCAGAUUUUUUAACUCAAUAUCCUGGUGCAAUGGCUUUAUCGGCCACUGGAGAUCCACAAUUAGUAUAUGAAAUAUCAAAAGCAAUAGCCAUCGAACUAAAAAAAGUUGGAUUUUCAAUAAUAUUGGGUCCUGUAUUAGAUGUCGUUACCAAAUUAUCACAUCAAUUAGUCGGGGUUAGAAGUUUUGGAACCACAGUUGAAGAUGUCACAAAAUAUGGGUUAAUGUGCGCAAGAGGUUUACAAGAUGGUGGGCUUUUCACUGUUGGUAAACAUUUCCCUGGUAUUGGUAAUGCAACAGUGGAUUCCUUAUUGGAGUUGCCCAUGAUUGGAGAUUCAUUAGAACAAAUCAAACAUUUUAAUACUGUCCCAUUUGCCAAGUUGAUAGAAGAAGGGGUUUUAGAUGGUAUUAGUGCUGCUGGGUGUGGUGUUCCUAACAUCAGUCCUGACGAAACUCACGCAUGUUUAUCGCCAGUUGUAAUUAAUCAAUUAUUAAGACAAGAAUUGAAAUUUAAUGGAUUUGUCAUUAGCGAAUGUUUAGAAAUGGAAGCUUUAUACCAUUCAAUUGGAUUAGGUCAGGGUGUUAUAUUGGCACUUUCGGCUGGAUGUGACUUGGUUAUGGUUUGUCAUGACCUUGCUCUACAAAAUGAAGCAGUUGACUCCUUGAAAAAGGCAAUCGCCAAUGGUAAUCUAGAUGAAGAAGUAGUAAUGGCAUCUUUUGGUAGAAUAGAAAGAUUACAACGAAGAUUGCCAAAAUGGUCAGAAAUCUUCCCAAGAGGUGAGGCUUCGGCCAAAGAAGAUAAGAUAACUUUAUUCAAAUACGAAAAUCCAGAAUUAUGGAACCAGCAUCAGAAAUUGUCUUCAUUAGCUUAUCAAAAAUCAAUUACGCUUGUGCGUGAUUUCAAUGGUGCUUUACCAAUAUCGAAAUUUCUCUCGCCUAGUGAUUCUGAUCAGGUAGAUUCGAUAUUGAUUUUAACUCCUUUGCUAAAUCCUAUAUAUGGGACCAAAUCCAUACAUGGACACGGCCAACACGUGAUAGAAGAGGAUGCAGAGGAUGGCGACGAUGCAGACACGGAUGUUCCAACUCCAAAGCCACGUCUAUUCACUGGUGAGGAAGUUUUCCAGAAAUUUGGUGAGCUACUAGCAAACCACCCAAUAAGCCAUACCAGAUCAUACAAUGUUCUUCAUACAACAUAUACUGCCAAUGGAUUGACACCUUUGCAUGAAUCGUUGAUCGAAAAUGCCAAGAUUGUUAUUGUCCUCACUAGUGAAGCUUCAAGAAAUAUGUAUCAAAUUGGAAUAGUCAAAUAUGUAUCUAUAUUAUGUGGAGCCAAUCCCGCUUCAUUUAAUAAUGCCGGGCAGGCAAUCUACACGGAGUUGACGAAGCCGUUAAUUAUAGUGGCUACUCUGUCCCCAUAUGAUUUCUUUUAUAACAAGAGUAUCGGAAGUGUUUAUAUGUGCUGCUAUGAUUAUACCAAUAAUGCAUUGGAAAAAUUAGUCGGGGUUUUAAUGGGAGAUUUUGAUCCUGAAGGAUGUAUCCCUGGAGAAAAGAAAUUCGCAAUACGUAAAAGACGAUUAACUGAUGAUAGUAUAACCAGUAGUAGACUGAAUCCUGGUUCACCGGUAUCCAACAAACCUCGUACUUCUACUCCGCCUAAACGAAGAUGGUUGGUGGAUGAAUUCGAUAUGAAACGAGAUUGGGCAAGUUUGAUCAAAUUAUGGAAAAAUAAUACUGCCGACGCUCCUUCUUAUCAUGAUCGGAAUAAAAUCGAUUAUCAGAAUGAAACGUUUUAUAAACGUUUAUAUGGAUUAUUAGCCAGUACCAACAAAGAUCAAAAGCAUUUUGUGGUUCGGAAUUCAUCAUUGAAUAUUUUAUAUGGGGUCAUUUUAACCUGGGUUGAUGAACAAAAAGCUGGCCAUUUACUAUACAUCUUGGUAGACAAAUCCAAAAGAUUACAAAGUAUUGGUAAGAAUCUUCACACCCGAGCAAUGAGAUAUUUGAUCAAAGAACAAAAAUGUACUACCAUUUCCUUGGGUAGCUCAUUCCCAUUAGUUAUGUUCCCGGACAAUUCAAAUCUCAACAAUAGUCGAGUUCGGACAUUUAUGAAUAGUUUAGGUUGGGAAAUCAGUAGAUCCCAUCGUAAGAAAUAUGUCAUGGUUUUGCAUGAUUUAGAAAAUUGGACAGUCCCAAAAAAGAUAUUCCGUGAAUUAACUAUUGUGGGAGUUAGAUUUGAUAUUUGUAACGACGGAGAGAAAUUGAUGAAUUUAAUUGAUAGAUCUAUCCAACACUCCACUAAUGAGGAUGAUAUUAAUAGUAUAAAAACAAUUUAUGGUGAAGCUGUGAAACAUUUACGAAAUCAAUCCCCAUUGGGAGUAAAGAUAAUCAUUGCCUUGGAACCUACAAAUCAAAAUGUUAUUGGAUCGAUUAUAUUCUUUACCAAUAAGUCCCAAUUUUCUAAGUUUUAUCCGUUUAUAGAUGAAUGUGUCAAUGAUAAGCAACAGCAACAAGAAUCUCCCUUGGUUGGAGGAAUUAUUGGUCCAGUUAUAGACCCACUGUAUUCAAACCUAACUGAAAUUUUCAAAUACGGAUUGAUUUGUAGUGGGAUUACAUUUUUGAAAUCUUCGGUUGCAGAUGAUGUUGAAAUAAAUCAAUGCAUAAUGCUUGAUGUUAAUGACGAUAAGACAAUUAAUGGGGUUAAAGAAAUUGGAUUUGAUACUUGGAAAUAUUAUUAUGAUUAUUAUGAUAAAAAAUCAAAUCCGGAAAAAGUAUUUUUGUCAUAG